Messenger RNA from Echinops telfairi (small Madagascar hedgehog), 207 nucleotides. Its product is annotated as 60S ribosomal protein L38-like. Gene Ontology annotation, cellular component: ribosome; cytosolic large ribosomal subunit. Gene Ontology annotation, biological process: protein-RNA complex assembly; translation. NCBI's taxonomy places the organism in Eukaryota, Metazoa, Chordata, Mammalia, Afrosoricida, Tenrecidae. Gene Ontology annotation, molecular function: structural constituent of ribosome. The record is from RefSeq and is a predicted model, not a curated record.
AUGCCUCGCGAAAUAGAAGAGAUCAAGGACUUCCUGCUCACAGCCCGGCGAAAGGGCAAGUCUGUCAAGAUCAAGAAGAAAGAUAACACGAAAUUUAAGAUGCGGUGCAGCAGGUACCUCUACACCCUGGUCCUCAUCCACCAGGAGAAGGCCGAGAAGUUGAAGCGGUCUCUGCCCCCGGGUCUGGCAGUGCAGGAGCUGAAAUGA